Molecule: messenger RNA, 1851 nt
Organism: Beta vulgaris subsp. vulgaris (sugar beet)
Lineage: Eukaryota; Viridiplantae; Streptophyta; Magnoliopsida; Caryophyllales; Amaranthaceae
Product: MADS-box transcription factor 23
Exons: 13
Coding region: 381-1559 (392 amino acids)
Biological process (GO): positive regulation of transcription by RNA polymerase II
Cellular component (GO): nucleus
Molecular function (GO): RNA polymerase II cis-regulatory region sequence-specific DNA binding; protein dimerization activity; DNA-binding transcription factor activity, RNA polymerase II-specific
Source: RefSeq, a predicted model, not a curated record
ACGCACCUCCAACACAGCCGCUCAUAUCUCUUUCUACUAGCACCAGCAGCCCAUCACCACUAAACCAACAUGGCAACACCCUUAGCCACAUAAUCACCCACUCUAAGCUCUAACUUCUCCUUCUAGCUAGCUCAUUCGAGCUCCACCAUGCUGCAUCCAUGGCGGCGGCGAUUUCAAGCAAGGCUUACUUAGUGGUAACUUAUCGAAAUCGAAUCGAAAGAGCAGAGCCUGUUGUUGGAGCAUUGUGAAAAGGUAACACUUUUGCAACUGCAAUAUGAACUCACUGAUGGUUCUUACUGAGGUCAAUUUUUUUCGCGAUCUGGAAGCUAAUCAAGUGAUUCGAUUGAUAAAUUGUACAUAGUGCAAAAGAAAUCAGAGAUAUGGGAAGAGGAAAAAUUGUAAUUAGAAGGAUCGAUAAUUCGACAAGCAGACAAGUAACAUUUUCAAAGAGAAGAAAUGGUUUGUUGAAGAAAGCAAGAGAAUUAGCUAUUCUUUGUGACGCUGAAGUUGGAGUCAUGAUCUUCUCUAGUACUGGAAAACUCUAUGAUUUCUCUAACUCCAGUAUGAAAUCGGUGAUUGAACGAUACAACAAGACAAAAGAGGAGCAUCAACAGAUUGCAAAUCCCAACUCCGAGGUUAAGGGAUUAAAAAUCCAAACACAGAAACAAAGAUAUGAUUGGAAAGGCGACCAAGGCCUGUCACAGAUACCACGGGCAACCUCAUGGAUAAAGCACGCAUCAAUGAAAAUUCCAUUAAAAUGCCAGGUAGGAGCAUUCAGUACUAAGAGUGAAGCAUCCUGGUGCCAGUCUUCACAGUUAUUCAGGUUUCCGGAGCAAGGUAGGCAUAACUUAUGUCCAGGUAGCCAUCAACACAAUACUCGAGAUGCAAACAGGACUACUAUGUUUUUCCACAAAAAGGGAGACAUGGAAGUCCAUGAGAAGACCAAAUUACCGUACAGUACACCUCACAAGAUUGCAGAACACCAUUAUAAUGCUUCGCUAUCGCUGUUAUUAUCUAGCAAAUAUGGGCUGAUGUUCAAAACUGCCAUUCACUAUCAAGAACAAACAACACUACCUUAUAAUAAUCUUGGUUUUUGGCAAAGAGAAGCAGCUAUGCUACGACAACAAUUAGAAAGUCUGCAAGAAAACCAUCGGAAAAUGAUGGGUGAAGAACUCUCUGGUUUAAGUGUUAAAGACUUGCAGAAUUUGGAGAGCCAAUUGGAGAUGAGUCUACGAGGGGUCCGAACAAAAAAGGAUGAACUUCUACUUGGUGAAAUACAAGAACUAAAUCGAACGGGUAGCCUCAUUCAACAAGAAAAUCUAGAGCUACACAAGAAGGUAAAUCUCAUCCGCCAAGAAAACAUGGAGCUUCAGAAAAAGCUCCAUGAAUCAAGGGAAGUAAAUGGUAUAAACAGAAAUUCUUUUCUCGCAAAUGGAAACGGUCUGAAUAUUGGAGAAGAUUCCAAUGGACCAAUCCGCCUGCAGCUGUGUCCACCACAGCAACAAGACAGCGAAAAAACAGAAAGAGCAACAAAAUUCAGCAGACUAGAACUUGCCUGACAAAAAAGAUCAAUCCGCAAUGUUGACUCUCAUGGUCAACAUAAUGUCCAAGAUCACAAGGUUCCUCUUUCGAUAGCAGAAUGCAAAACCAAAGAUUGCUGAAGAAAUAUGUUCGAGAUUAUCAAUCAAACAGACUUCGGCAUUGUUCACCAUGUUUAAGAAACUAGCUAGCUAUGCAAAUCCAAGAUGAAAUGUAAUAAAGAAAUACAAACUUCAUGUCAGAGAGCCAAGUGUUUUUAGCACCCAUCAUGAACUUUCACAUUAUUAGUUAACGAUAUUUCCUUACUCAGCA